AUGGAUAAAAGUGUUGAAUCUCUUUUUACGUCAGAUUUUUGGAGAUAAGUGAAUCAAUAAUAUUUUAUGGUAGAAACACCAAUCUCGUUGAGUGUGUUAAUGUUAGUUUUAGCUUCUCAUCUUGUAAGUAUAUAAACUUAAGGAUUGAUAGAAAAAAUAUUGAAACCUUCGAAAAAAAAUAGAUCCCAGGUUCAAAAGUUAAAUGACAAUAACUUGAGGAUGCAUUUAAGUUUAAUGUUAAUGUAAAGAGAAAAAUCAUUCGAGCCAAUUCAAGAAUUAAUUGAUGAUAUGAUUGAUAAGAUUUGCGAGUAAGAAUUAAGAGACGGCUUGGUAUCAAAUAAGGCGUUGCUCAAAAAUAUGCAUUAAUUACCUUUAGAAAAAUAAAUGGAGAUUUUAUAAUAAGAAGCGCAAAUAUUAUAAUGUAUACAGCAAUAGAUAGAUUGGCCUGAUCAAUUGGAAUAAGUGAUAAUGGAAUUGGAAGAUGAUUUGAUCAGAGUUUAAGACAAGAAUAUCAAAUAACUUAAUAAUCUUGCAGGACAUUUGGAAGAAAUCAAUAAAUAACUACUAUAUGAAUAUACAAUUAAACAAAUAAGUUAAUUUACAUUAAGAAUUUCAAGAAACCGAGUUCAACAUCAAUAGAAUGAAUUAGAGAAUCUAGAAAAAUUGAUCAUACAUUAUUAAGAUUAUUAAGCAGCUGAGUCAAUGGGAAAGGCCAUUUAUAAUCCAGAAACAAACCUUGUGACUGUUACUUUCGAUUCAUUUUUAAGCAGAACUCCAAUAGAUUUAAAACUGGAUUAAUUUCAAAAUUUCUAAAGACUUCGAGAAGUGCAAUUAGAGUUAAGCGUUUAGUAAUAGGAAAUAUAAGAAGAGGCAUAAACUAUGGUUUCGAUUCAAACUGAAAUGUGUCAUAGUUGUAGAUAAAUGAUAGAAAUAACCAAUUUAUAAUAAUGUAAAUACAAUCAUGUAAAUAUGAAUUUACAUUAAUACAAUGAGGAAAUACUGAUCUAAUAGAGAUAUGCAAUUACAUAAAAAUAAAUGCAAUAAUUCUACAUAGAUCUUUAUUCUGCUAAUUAUAUUAUAGAAAAUAAUUAAAUCCAGUGUUAAAAAUAUUUUUGUUUUAAAUGCUUGAAGUAUGAAUUUGAUUAAUAUGAUAUUUCUGAGCCCAACUGGAUUUGUCCUUUAUGCAAGGGAUUAUGCACAUGUAUUAGAUGCUAAAGAACUGAUUCUAUUUACAAAUUAAAGAGAACCUUUUUGGAGAUUGGAGGUAACUUAGAUACCAUGUAUUAAUAAUCAAUCUUUGAGAUGUUAGUUGAAAACAAAAGAAAACUAAUUUAAAAUAUUCCAUUAGAUUUCAUAAAUAUUUAAAAAUUGCAAUCAGAAAAUGAAGAGACACUUACUCCAAAAGGUUUAUGUUAGAACAAGAAUAGGAUAAAUAAAAAGAUCAAAAAAAAGAAGAGCAGUGAAACUACAAUAGUUGGAAAAACAUAAUCAUUGAUUAUGGAUACAUCUUCAUCAUCAAUUAAAAUCAAGAAAAUAAAGGAAUAUAAGCGACUUAUUCCUAAUGAAAGUACUAUUUUUUUAUAAUGA
This is a messenger RNA of Paramecium tetraurelia, 1587 nucleotides long. RefSeq lists its product as uncharacterized. NCBI's taxonomy places the organism in Eukaryota, Ciliophora, Oligohymenophorea, Peniculida, Parameciidae. The record is from RefSeq and is a predicted model, not a curated record. The transcript is spliced from 6 exons.